AGCUAUUGGGUUCUAAACAGAGAGGUGACGAGUUCCAAAAUUCUCCUUCUCCAAAACAUUCUAAGAAAGACGAAAAUGACUCCUGGUAAGUUGGAAAAAAGGAUCAGAUUUGAGUUUAGUGAUGAGCCAACUUUCUUGGAAGGAAGCUGUGCUUCUCAAAAACCCACUCCCAAAAAGAGUAAGCGUCAGGUUGCUCGAAGGCUUAAUAUCACUAAAUCUGAGAUUGAUUUGGUUGAUGUUCCUGGAAGUUAUCUUGGCUUUUACCUAUCCUCUAGGGUAAUUCUAAAAUUCAAGCUCUGCACUUUGUCAUCAAUAAAGUCAAAAAAAAGACCCAAGGAUGGCGUCGCAACUUUUUAUCUGAAGCUGAGAGAGAGCAAAAAGGGGUUGAGAGCUUCUUGGAUAUGGAGUAGCAUCUUGGAUGGACGUAAAAUUCUGGAAAACAGAUCAUUUUCAAGCAUUAGAAAUGGAAGAAUGACAAAGGUUUGGAUCGAUGCUUGGGUGCGCUCUCUACCACGUACGCGUAUCUCCUCUCCUUGCCCUUUCGAGGAUUGGAAAGACAUGGCUGUUGAGGAACUAAUUGUCAAUAACCAAUGGAGUCUUAGACUUUAUUAAACAUUGGUUAUCCAAUGUUGAAGUUACAGCUAUUAUCAAUGUUCAGAGAAUUUUGUCUGGAAGGGAUGAUAAAUGGGUUUGGAUUGGGGGUAAAGGAUUUGUUUAUUCUGUUAAAGAAGGAUAUAAAAUUGCAAAAUCUUUAAAUCUGGUUGAUAUGACUAAUAACCUUCCUCCUCUUUUUCCAUUUCUCAAAACCUUUGGAAAACAAUUUGGAAUCUUAAAAUUCCAAACAAAGUCAGAUUCUUCUUGUGGAGAAUUGCCUCUAAUGCUUUGCCUUGUUUUGAAAAUUUGAAAAGAAGGGGUUGCAACAUAUCUGAAUUUUGUGGUAUUUGUUCCCACUAUGUGGAAUCUCUUGACAUGUUUCUUUUAUGUAAUUGGGUCAAGGCUGCCUGGUUUGCAUGCCCUUUUUCUCUGAGGAUUUCUGAGCACAACAUUUCCUCUAUGAAUCAUUGGUUAUCUUUCUGGCUCGUUAAUGAGAAUUUAAAUCAAUGGCAAAAGGCUCUUAUUGCUUGUUCUCUCUAGUAGAUCGGGAAGUUUAGAUGCUCCUUUUUGUAUGAAAAAGCUAUCGUGGAACCUUGCUUAGUUAUCUCUCGUGCUAACGAUAUGUUAUGUGAAUUUUGGGAUGCUAAUGGCUGGUCUAACUCUGAUGUUAACGCUGUUAAUCUCAUUGAUUUAGAUUCAAGUUCUUCUUGGGUCGCUCCUCUGAGUGACUCGCUUAAGAUAAAUACUGAUUGUGCUUUCAAUUCUAAUUUAAUGCUUGCCGCUGCUUCCUUUGU
Molecule: messenger RNA, 1388 nt
Organism: Prosopis cineraria
Lineage: Eukaryota; Viridiplantae; Streptophyta; Magnoliopsida; Fabales; Fabaceae
Exons: 3
Coding region: 76-612 (178 amino acids)
Molecular function (GO): nucleic acid binding; RNA-DNA hybrid ribonuclease activity
Source: RefSeq, a predicted model, not a curated record